Molecule: messenger RNA, 1879 nt
Organism: Polychytrium aggregatum
Lineage: Eukaryota; Fungi; Chytridiomycota; Chytridiomycetes; Polychytriales
Product: hexokinase-domain-containing protein
Exons: 5
Coding region: 79-1638 (519 amino acids)
Biological process (GO): intracellular glucose homeostasis; glycolytic process; glucose 6-phosphate metabolic process
Cellular component (GO): mitochondrion; cytosol
Molecular function (GO): fructokinase activity; ATP binding; glucokinase activity
Source: RefSeq, a predicted model, not a curated record
CGUUGAUUGCCUGCCCAUUCGCCCGCCGUUAUCUGCCCUUGCGGUUCUGCCAAAGCCCAUUCUCUCGCAUCCAUCGCCAUGUCGGAUUUGCUGCACGACCACCGAUUCGUCUUUACCGCCGGUCUCCUGGUGGGCCUCUGCGGAACGGCCUUGGUGCAAUGGUCGGUCGCAAAGCACAUCACCACCGUGCGCCUCACUCCCCGGCAGCUCCUCUCGGGAGGAUUCGAUGAGUCCGCCUCCCUUCGUGCCGUCGGAAGCCCCACGCGCCUGGAGUUUGACGAUCGAUCCGAGGUCGAGAUCCGCACCCUCGAACGCCUCGAGGCGGCGUUCACGAUUCCCUCCAGCAAGUUGCCCAAGAUCGUCCGGCAUUUCGUCAGCGAAAUGAAGGCGGGCCUUACUCUCCACGGACAGGACCUGAAGAUGCUGCCCUCACACAUUGCAAAGCGCCCAUCCGGCAAAGAAAGCGGCGUCUACUUUGGAGCCGAUCUCGGCGGCAGCGGCUUCAGAGUCUGCCGGGUUGAUCUGGCCGGCGACGCGACCACCCCGCCCCGCAUCAUCCAGAAGAAGUACAUCGUUUCCGAGGAGAUCAAGAAAAGCAACGGCACCGCCCUGUUCGACCACCUGGCCGACUGCGUCUUCAACUUUUUCGAGGAAAACUCAAUCAAGGACCUUGGUGAUAUGAAGAUGGGCUUCACCUUUUCGUUCCCGACGCAGCAGACCUCGACUGAUCGAGGACGCCUCAUCCAUUGGACCAAGGGCUUCACCGCCAGCAACGUCGAAGGCGAGGAUGUCGUGGAGCUCUUCCAGGCCGCUCUCCACAGAAAGGGGCUGAACGUCCGGAUCACCGCCCUGGUCAACGACUGCGUCGCCCUCUUUGUUGCUCAAGCGCGCAUCGAUCCCCGAACUUGCGUCAGCAUCAUCCUUGGCACCGGCUCCAACGCUGCCUAUGUCGAGCAGGUCUCCGAGAUCAGCAAGCUCGAGGGCCCCGGUACCGAAGGGUCGUCCAACAUGCUCAUCAACAUGGAGUGGGGCAACUUUGACAACGAAGGACACGUCCUUCCCUUGACCGACUAUGACCACAUACUCGACCGACAGUCGGAUCAUCCCAAGCGACAAAUCUUUGAAAAGAUGAUCUCAGGCCUCUACUUGGGCGAGCUCGUGCGUCUGGUCAUCGUCGACCUCACCCUGAGCGGCGAGCUGUUCCACGACGGCAUUACGGAGCAGAUGAAGCGCCCCUACAGCUUUACAUCGUCGAACAUGCCCCGAAUCGAGCGCGACUACUCGGCCGAUUUGGCCGAUACCAAGGCCGUGAUCGAAGAGUACCUCGGCUACAACUCCAGCACCAUGCAGGACCGUCGCAUCGUCAAGCGCAUCUGCGAGCUUAUUGGUGUCCGUGCCGCGCGCUUGGCUGCUGCCGGCGUUGCCGGAGUGAUCACCAAGAUCAACCGCCUGGACGAGUGCACCGUUGCCAUCGAUGGCUCUCUGUACACGGGUUACCACCCCCACUUUGGCAACCGCAUGAAGGACACCCUCCGCGAGCUCAUCGGCAUCUCAGCCGAUUUCAUCAAUCUGGAGCACUUGCGCGACGGCUCUGUCCAGGGGUCGGCUCUGGUUGCUGCCAUGAUCGGCCAGAAUUAGACUCGGCGCACAUCGAGCCAUCCACGGCAUGGUCUUACUCGAUCCGCCGGCCCAUUUGGCGUGCCGAUCACAUCAAACCUGCAUAAACGAGUCAUAGCUUGGAACCCUGGGUGGUGGAUAAAUCGAUUGGCCCGUCUGGUCACCAGCAUGCCGUCCGCCUUGGGUACUGGCAUCGAGUUCCGGCCAGCGCAAUAUACACAACCCCCCUGGUCCGGAACCACAAGGCAGCGGGCAUCACGUG